This is a messenger RNA of Rotaria sp. Silwood1, 1458 nucleotides long. NCBI's taxonomy places the organism in Eukaryota, Metazoa, Rotifera, Eurotatoria, Philodinida, Philodinidae. The record is from the annotation of a GenBank genome assembly.
AUGGCAACAGUAAAUGAAUUAAAUAUAUGUUCAACAUGUAAUAAAUCUGCAGCUAAAUAUUUUUGUAUUGGAUGUAAGAAAUAUUUUUGUCUAAAGGAUUUCAAAGAACAUGAACAACAAUUAUCAAUAAAAUUUGAUAAUGAAGUUGUAAGAUCACAUGAUGAACUUAUUGAUCAAAUACAAAAAUUAGAAAAAUCACAUUACUUAUCAGCAAAUCUUUUUAAUCAAAUUGAAGAAUGGAAAAAAGUAACCAUAGAAAAAGUUGAAAAAGCAGCAGAAAAAGCUGAACAUCAACUUAUUGAAUUAAUUACUAAACAAAAAAUACAAAUAACAAAACAACUUGAUACAAUUGCAAAAGAAAUUCGUUAUCAUCAACAAGAAGAAAAUUUUCUUGAAAAUGAUAUUGAUCAACUUAAAUUAAAAAUUAAUAAAAUACAAAAAACAUUUGAACAACUUAUUCAAAAAGAUAAAACUAAAGCCAUAAUUAUUCAUAAUGAUCAAAUUGAUUGGAAUAAAAUUAUAUAUAUACGAGCAGAACAAUUAAACUGUGAACUUUUACGCAGUGCUAAUGUCAAUGCAAAUGCCAAAUGGAUACAAAAUGGAAUUACUAUAGCUGGAGGAAAUGGACAAGGUGAUGCAAUCAAUCAACUAUCCUAUCCUCAUGGUUUGUGUGUUGAUGAUGAUGAAAAUAUCUACAUCGCCGACUGCUCGAAUCAUCGUAUUGUGGAAUGGAAAUGUGGUUCGACAAUUGGUCGAAUUGUAGCCGGUGGAAAUGGCAAAGGAAAUCGUUCUGAUCAGUUGAAUUCUCCAACAGAUGUGAUUAUUGAUAAAGACAAAAAUAGUCUUAUCAUUUGUGAUUUUGGCAAUAAAAGAGUAGUUCGAUGGUCUUGUCAACAUGGUACGAAUGGAGAAACAAUCAUCUCAAAUGUUGGAUGUUGGGGAUUGACAAUGGACGGUGAUGGAUCUCUCUAUAUUGUCGAUCAAGAUAAAUAUGAAGUUAGACGAUAUCGAAUAGGAGAAAACCAAGGAAUAAUAGUUGCAGGUGGAAAUGGAGAAGGGAAUCGUCUCGAUCAGUUAUCUUGUCCCACAUAUAUAUUUGUCGAUCGAGAUCAUUCAUUGUAUGUAUCAGAUUACAAUAAUCAUCGUGUUAUGAAAUGGAUGAAAGGUGAGAAACAAGGCAUUAUUGUAGCUAGUGAUCAAGAUCAAAAAAUUAAUCGUACACAAUUAUCGCAUCCUAUGGGAAUCAUCAUGAAUCAAUCAGGUACUCUAUAUGUGACAGAUUAUGUGAAUUAUCGAAUUAUGCGUUGGUCUCAAGGAGCCACACAAGGAAAUGUUAUCAUUGGUGGAAAUGGUCGACUCUCGUCUUCCAUCGGUUUGUCAUUUGAUCGAGAGGGUAAUCUCUAUGUGUGUGAAAAUGGAAAUCAUAGAGUACAAAAGUUCAACAUUGAUCAAAAUUAA